UCCCACGCACGAUGCAUUACGGUCUCCACAUAUUCCUAUGCUACGUAGCAAUUUGGAACGUUUUGGGUGUUGGAAGUGCUACAAAGAGCACGAUCAAUUCCGACAUUUUGACGACCUUUGCGAGAAACGUUGCUUCUGUAUUAACUCCGACUAUACUCGGCGAACUUUCAACUAAUCGAGGCAACAAAUCAUUUCUCGAAUUAUCAUCGAUUACGAAGACAAAUUCUGGAGAUACUCCAAAAUCAUUGUCAAGUUCUAAGGACAACGUUGACGAGGCCACAACGCCUGAGAUAUACCGAGAGAAAGGCAAUCUUAAACAACCUAGUCGUUUUUCAAAUACUAGAAGACAGGCCAACGAUUUUUACAAUUCUUACGGGAGACCAAAUUAUCCUGAAAAUUCUGAUUAUCGUCAGUCUCAAUUUUACGACCCUUACAACGUCCCAAAUAAUUAUUUUCAAUCAAUUGGCCUAAAUGAUAGGACUGAUAUACGUGGAAGGCUUAACUUAGGUCGUCCCGUUAACACUGGAAACUUUGCGAAUGCUGAAAAUAUCGAAUCACCGGGUCGUUUCGAUUCUAUUUAUCGAUCUCACGAUCGAAUUUCGAGCGAUGGAGUUGUGGGUAGACCGUUUAGUAGUUUAAAUGGGUUCAAUGGUUACUCUUCUUUUGAAAAUCGACAAAGAGGUGACCUCAGAUAUCAUCAUAGUCCAUUACCAAUCGACGGACAUUACUUUGGACCUUUUGAAUUUGGUCCACACUUUCCUUAUCAUCAUCCUUUAGGUUACAAAUAUCCCUACGGUCAUCCAGGUCGACGGCCAAAUUCGGAUUCGAGUAAUUCUGAUGAAAAUAGUAGUAAUAGCAAGGAAGAAACGAAAGAAGAAAAUGAUCGUCCAAAAUCUGAUGAUCGCCGACCAUUUUAUGGACAUUAUAAACCGUUUUAUGAUUUUCCCCCACCGCCUUACAAAUUUGGUCCAGGUUAUUAUCAUCAUAAAGACCACAACGAGACCGUCGAUCAUCAUUUUCACGAUCCCUAUUAUCACAAGUAUUAUGAUUAUUAUUAUGAUGAUUUCUUUCCUGGGCCGUUCCAUCCAUAUGGUUAUGGUCCAAAACGAAAGAAUGGUAACAAGAAUGGUAGCAAAAAUGGUAAUGGAGAUGGAAAUUCCAAUACAAAGGAGAACAAAGAUGCGGAAACAAUUUCGGCUAGUGAAAAAGCGGAGAAGACAAUUGAUGCUUCUAAUUCGGAAUAUAAAAUGAAAGUAUCAACGAUUCCAUUCGAAGAUGAUUUGGAAAACGAGAGGAUCGACGAUGAUGAUUUGGAACAUAUUGAUCCUAAUGCUUAAUAAAUAGACUAGUAUUCGUCAUUACCAAAUAAAUAAAUUAAUAUAGUUAUUACCAAAUAAAUGAUGAAAGAUACAAAAAUAAUGUCGUCGAUGAUGAAGUGGAAGAUAUUGAUUUUAUUAAUGUUUAAUAAACAGAUUAAAAUUUGUUAUCUUCUUCCAAA
Molecule: messenger RNA, 1498 nt
Organism: Vespa velutina
Lineage: Eukaryota; Metazoa; Arthropoda; Insecta; Hymenoptera; Vespidae
Exons: 3
Coding region: 12-1337 (441 amino acids)
Source: RefSeq, a predicted model, not a curated record